Messenger RNA from Fibroporia radiculosa, 1587 nucleotides. RefSeq lists its product as uncharacterized. The record is from RefSeq and is a predicted model, not a curated record. Gene Ontology annotation, cellular component: catalytic step 2 spliceosome. The coding region runs from base 1 to 1587 and encodes 528 amino acids. NCBI's taxonomy places the organism in Eukaryota, Fungi, Basidiomycota, Agaricomycetes, Polyporales, Fibroporiaceae. The transcript is spliced from 3 exons.
AUGUCAAAUCCUACUGCUUCGUCAAGCUCUCAGUCCGCGCGCUCGCUAAAUCGCCAGGUCGUGCUCGAAGAAGAUGAAUAUACUGAAGCUCUUUCGCAUAUCAUCGCUCGGGAUUUCUUCCCAUCCCUCGUUCAACUCGAUGCAAACAACAAUUACCUUGAUGCGCUUCGAACCAAAGACCCACAAAUGAUACAGGCUUCUGUUCGUCGUCUACAAGAACUAGCCACGCCUGUCUCUCGUCGGGAUGCCGCAUGGCAGUCACCCCUUCAAACACCAUAUGCGGCAGGCCCCUCCGAAACGCCCUUGAAGACACCUCGCGGGGAACCUCCUAUGAAGAAGACACGAUACGACACGAACGUGAGCUUGGACAACUUUCAAGCCAAGUACACGUCGGAGGACAAUUCUAGUUUCACACAAAUUCUCGAUGAUGAGAACCGCAAGCGGAAGGAGAGGUGGGCAUGGGCAUGGGAUGCCCAAAAGAGAGUUCAGGAGCAGAGAGACAAGAUGCUCGAGGGACGGGAGAGAUUGCUGAUUGAAGCACCUUCGGCUACAGGUGUGAGGGAGAAGUUCAGGAUUGAGCUUCCCGCCCCUGCGGGAUUGCUCACAGACGGGUCGGCUUCCGAGGAAGUUGAUACAAGUAACAAGGACACACCGCCUGAACCGGAGAAGGGUGAUAAUGACCAACAAAUGGCAUUGAGGGACAAAGAAGAUUCGGGCUUGGGGGGAGAGGAAAUUGUAGACGUUAUGGCGCCUGUGAAGGAUACUCGUGCAGCUGGGGUGGACGCUUGGAAAUUCAAGACGCGGAACGCACUUAUGUUUUCACCUGAUGCGGAUGUGGCACCGUACUUGUUAUCAUCGGCGGGGACUGCGUCAGACGCCAAGGGUGAACCCAAGACUAUAAAGCACGGGAAUACACGACUUCCUGAACAGAAUGACACACCAUCUGGGUCAUUGUCCGCACCGCCGAGUCCUACGCGCAGUCGCAUUGACGCAGCCAUAGCGGGUACGCCAUACCGACCGAGAUCCCCGACCAACGUCGAUUUUUCGCUUGUACCCUCAGUGCCGUCGCCGACGCCCUCAGAGUUGGGGCCUCAGGCGGUCAAGCAACUAAUGACAUGGGGUACUUUAUCCGCAACACCACGUAUACUCUCUCAAUCUGAUGACCCUGCCGAGUCGUUGGCUGAGAUGCCGCCCCCAAACACGCCUUUCCAUAUUGCAGCGCCUUCGGCUAGAGAACGAAUUUCACAUAAAUUAUCUACAAAUGCUGCCAAAAGCCUCCGGACCAAAGCCGGACUCCUGGGCCUUCCUGGGCUCUCGCGGACACCUGUGGGUCUGUCUUCACGACGGACCUCAAUGCCGCCACCAUCGUGGACACCACGUAAAGCGGAAGCGGGUGGACUGACUCCCGCAGCAAGGAGGCUGCUCGACAGGACUACCAUGGGAACUGCUGCAUCGAGGAGGGCAGAAGCCAUGGGCAAGAUGGCUGGCUGGGAGGGAAGUAGUGCUAAUAAGGCAAAAGACAAGGACCUUAACCGGGUGAGAUGGACACCCACUCCUAGUCCAGUUGCUCGGAGGGGUUUAGCAUAA